UGCAGCCUGAUAGAUUUUCUUCUGCUGCCUGCAGCAAGUCGAGACUCGAGGCUGGCUUGCGCAAGACCUAUUAUUAUAAUUAUUUAUAAUUACCUGAGUGAAAAUUCGGUUAGAUCGCUCCUGUCAUUUCAUAUAAUCGAAGCAAAAAAUAAUCGUGUUAAAUGACUGAAUAACGUCCUAUAGCUCAUCGUUAUGGCAGCAACCAGCUCUCAAAAAUCCUGUGAUGCGAUUAUACCAAAUCUCCCCUUCCGGAAGACUGAUCCGUCUGGAUUCUUCCGGGAGCUACAGAAUCUGCGAGCCGACGAAGCCUUCUGUGAUGUAGUGGUGAAAGGCUGCGAGGCCGGUGCGCCGGGGAUUUCGUGUCACCGUGUGAUUCUCAGCGCCCACAGCAGUUACUUCCGGGCAGCAUUCGCGUCUCCUUCACAAGCGAAAGAAUCCCAGAACACAUGUCUGCAGCUUCACGACAUCUCUUCCAACAACCUUACUCAACUAAUCAACUAUGCAUACACAUCAGAGAUCGCUCUGGAUUGGAGCAACAUACCCAGCCUGCUGCCCGAUGCGGUGCACCUGGAGAUGGACAGUAUAGUAGACGCGUGUUGGGAGUUUCUGGAGAGCAAUCUGAACGUGGACACGUGUUUGAAGACGUGGGGAAUCGCCGACAACAGUCUCCACCGACGCCCCCGCCUGGCCGAACAGGCCAAAGCCGUGGCGGUUGCCUACUUCGCCCAUGUGGUCAAACAACCCGACUUCCUGCAGCUGGACUUGGAUAAGGUACAGGAGCUGAUUGGAGCGGAUGAUCUUUACGUGGAACAGGAGGCCACCGUCCUGGAGGCGGUGGUGGAUUGGUUGUGUUAUGAUUCUGCGUCGCGAGCCGAACAUUUUUCCCAAAUGCUGCAGUACGUACGACUGCUUGAGGUCAGCGCGGAGAAACGGUUGGACAUGGCUGCGCGACUGUUGUCCGUGAACGCCAAUGCCGCGGCUACGGUUGUCGAGCGAGGAUUGGACGAGGAUGAUUACGAGAUCGAAUACCGGCCCAGGAAAUCAGACACUUACAGGAACGUCAUCCUCUGCUUGGGCGGCGUCUUCCCAACGCAUCUACAAUUUGUCGCCCCUACGGCAUCCCUCGCGUGGGAUUGGUGUCGUCCUCCGGAGCCCAUCUCGCACAUUGUCAUCGGGACAGCGGCCUGUGUAAACGAGGACGAAAUGUUUCUCGUCGGGGGCUACGGCAGCAGCUCCGCCUGUCUGCGCUACGACCUGCUCUGUGACGAGUGGCAGAGUGUUGCACCGAUGCCGGCUCUCAACAUCCCGAAAUUAGCCGGUUGGUUGGAGGGACGCCUAUACGGCGUGGACUGUUCCGGGGAGCGCGGCACGGUCUACGGCUACGAUCCGUCCACGGAGGCCUGGCACUGUGUGACGCGCGUGUCGAAGCCGGGGUUGAGGCAUGAAGUCGCGCUGAUUGUCGGCGGCCGGCUGUAUAUCUUUGCUCAACGCGACGGUGGCAACGGUGCCGAGAUUGAUAAUGUCGUCCUGGUAUACGAGUUUAAGAAGAAUACGUGGACGGAGCUGCCACCCAUGCCUACGCCGCGGCAAUGGUUCGCUGUGUGCGCCACUCCUCAAGGCCUGAUCUACGUCGUCGGAGGUCACAGGAAAAACAAUGACCGGCUGAGUUGCGUGGAAGCUUACAACCCAGCAACGAAUCAGUGGACCAAUAAAUGUGAUAUGCAAAAACCGCGCGUGGGAGCGGGAAUCUGUGCGCUGAACGGCAAGCUGUUCGUCCUGGGUGGGCAUAAUUCCCGAUCCACCGAGUAUCUGCGCGAUAUCGAGGUCUACGAUGAGGUGGCCAAUAGCUGGACAUUCCAUAACAGCCAGUUGAAGACAGGAAAGGAAGUAAUGAGCUGCGUCGUCUUCACUGUACACAGGGAACUGCUACCGGUGCUCAGCCGACGUAGUUACACGGCGCAGGCUGUGCUAGUGGAUAAAGAAGCCCUGUAGUCAGUGCCGACGAAUUGCUGUUCUAAAUACUGGCUCUAGUAUGGUUGCAUAACGAACUGGAGAAUAGCUGUAGGGCAGAUGUUGCUACUCACUUACUUUGGGGUAGUGUGUGAAUGUACGGUAUUUUUAGUAUUGUUAGGUGUUAAGUAACUGGUCGGCGUUAAUUUGGCACACCCCAUAGUAUUCAGUAGUCAGUGUCCGGCUUAUAAAUAUUCUUAGUGAUCGGGUUAUAGGCAAAAUGUAGACGAAACUGUUUUCGUGCAAAAUAAAUUGAUGAAAUUCGUUGUGGUUGUAAAUUCAGUUUUUUUUGCGCAACCUUUUUGGGCUUUAACGUGCACAGAACUCACUAUUGACAUACCGCUCACUCACUAAUCCCACUAGUCACAUCACUUCCUGUUUACAGUCCCAUCACAUCCCACCUCCUAAACCUUGGUGGGAUGACAACCCUAUGUUAUGCAGCCUCAGCUGAUACGCAGCUGCAGCACGCUGCUCUUUAG
Paramacrobiotus metropolitanus is the source of this 2489-nucleotide messenger RNA. RefSeq names its product kelch-like protein diablo. Gene Ontology annotation, molecular function: protein binding. The coding region runs from base 193 to 1992 and encodes 599 amino acids. The transcript has 6 exons. The record is from RefSeq and is a predicted model, not a curated record. NCBI's taxonomy places the organism in Eukaryota, Metazoa, Tardigrada, Eutardigrada, Parachela, Macrobiotidae.